AUGUCGACUACCGCCACCUUACAUCCUGAUGAAGAAGUACGCAAUGGGCUUCGCAAUAAGGUCCCAAGUUGGAUCCACGUUUGUCAGACAUGGCCCUCUGGACCCCUAGAGAAAGACCGCCUAACAUUAGGCGGGAUACAUACACACUGCUUGCUUCUGCUGGCCCGUCAGGUGAAUCGAGUUGGAGCAGAUCUGGUUUGGAUCUCAGCCGGUUGGCUUACACGGAUGGCCAUGCAAAUGGAGCUGCAUCAAGAUCCUGACUUGCUAGGAGUGAUGGGCAUUCUGCAGAAGGAGAUGCGAAGGUGGUUGCGGUAUACUGUUCUCCAAAUAAAUCCGCCAUCCAGUCUGAACGAUGACGAGCUUAGUGAUUCUAUGCUGGGGGAUCCUCCGAAGAAGGCAGAUGUUAUACCCACUCAGACGUCAAUCCAACACCUGCUGGCAUCAUCCAUUCGUCUACGAUUGCAGGUUGCAGCGCUCACUAACAGCAUGCAUGGAGAAUUUUCUUACGACCAAGUCAUCCGCUUGGGAAGUGAACUGGCCCUAGCCUGCCGUAACGCCGAGAUGACGUUUGAUCAAUAUACAUCAGCCACCAACGACAGCGAAACAUACCCACCAAGCCAAUUCGCAUAUAUCUGUGCUGAGCACUGUCUCCACCGUUCCGCCCUCUGCCUUCACUACCCCUACGCAAUCCAAGCAAACCGAAACCCCCUCUAUAGCUAUUCCCAAAAAGCUUGCCUCGAAGCCGCCCUCGACAUCAUUACCCUUCUCGACGACAAUAUCUAUCGCCACUUACUCAGCGGAGGCGGCAUGUUCCGCGAUAUCAUCACUCGUGCUGCUCUGUUUCUCUUCCUGGAUAUCGUGUGGCAGCUCGAUACGGGCGGGUCAAUGUUUACCAGGAAACGGAACGGGGCUCGUAGAGAGCUGCUACUACUAGUUGCGCGGAAGGUGGUCCAGUAUGCGCAUGAGAGGUUUUGCUAUAGUGAGACGAGUGUGAAGGGCUAUGUCUUUAUCAGCAUGGCUAUGGCGCAGGUGGAUGCUAUGCUUGAUAGCUCGUCGGUUCGGAAUGCUGCGAUAGACGCUGCUAGUAGGAGUGUGGCGGACCUCUAG
Molecule: messenger RNA, 1107 nt
Organism: Aspergillus ruber CBS 135680
Lineage: Eukaryota; Fungi; Ascomycota; Eurotiomycetes; Eurotiales; Aspergillaceae
Product: fungal specific transcription factor domain-containing protein
Exons: 3
Coding region: 1-1107 (368 amino acids)
Biological process (GO): regulation of transcription by RNA polymerase II
Cellular component (GO): nucleus
Molecular function (GO): DNA-binding transcription activator activity, RNA polymerase II-specific; RNA polymerase II cis-regulatory region sequence-specific DNA binding
Source: RefSeq, a predicted model, not a curated record